AUGCCUACCGAGUUUAUCAGUCUCACGUUCCCCAACCCUUCGACGGAGCUCAAUCCAAUCCCGAACGCGGCAAUCGACCCCGAGUUCCUGAAGCGCUACGCCCGCAACCUCGACGACUAUGAAUACAAUUAUACGCUUGUCCCAUAUGACUCGUCAUACUUCGACCCAUGGACCAUUGGCGCGACCAUCGCUGCUGUGACAAAGAAACUCAAGAUCAUCAUCGCUCUGCGACCUAACACCCUGUUCCCGACAGUCGCAGCCAAAGCUCUCGCAACGCUGGACCAGCUGAGCUCCGGCCGUGCCGUCGUCCACUUUAUCGCCGGCGGCAGUGACGCCGAACAGGCCAAGGAAGGCGACUUCCUAAACAAGCAGGAGCGGUACGAGCGACUGGAGGACUACAUCAAGAUCCUCCGUCGGGCAUGGGAGUCUGCCGAGCCCUUCGACUGGGACAGCAAGUACUACAAGUUCACGCAGUUCAGCAACCGCGUCCGUCCAGUCAACGGAACGAUCCCCGUCUCCGUCGGCGGUUCUUCCGACGACGCCUACCGCAUCGGUGGCUCGCUGGCCGACAUCUUCGGCCUCUGGGGAGAGCCGCUAAAGGAAACAAAGGAGCAGAUCGACCGUAUCUACGCCGAGGCCGAAAAAGCCGGCCGUACAGACCGACCCCGAAUCUGGGUCACGUUCCGGCCCAUCAUCGCCGAGACCGACGAACUCGCCUGGGCCAAGGCGCACCGCGCCCUGGAUGCCCUUCAAUCCAACCGCGCUGCCGGCCAGGGUCUAACCCCCUCCAACGCCCCGCCACCGCAAAACGUCGGGUCCCAGCGCCUCCUCGAGAUCGCGUCUCGAGGCGAGGUGCAAGACCGCGCACUGUGGUACCCGACCGUAACCGCGACGAAUGCGCGCGGCGCAUCCACUGCGCUUGUGGGAUCGCCGGAGACGAUUUCGGACUCGAUUUUGGAUUAUGUUGAUCUUGGGGCGGAGCUGAUCUCUAUUCGCGGGUAUGAUAACCUCUCUGAUGCGAUCGAUUAUGGGCGGUAUGUGCUUCCGCGUGUACGGGAGGCGCUGGCGAAGAGGGGUAGUAGUAGUUGA
Aspergillus calidoustus is the source of this 1089-nucleotide messenger RNA. The record is from the annotation of a GenBank genome assembly. NCBI's taxonomy places the organism in Eukaryota, Fungi, Ascomycota, Eurotiomycetes, Eurotiales, Aspergillaceae.